AUGGAAUCUUUCCUCCCAACCCCAGUUGUCCCGUCUAACGCUCCAUUGUGGUCUGAAGUUGAUCAGGACUCUCGUAUCCUUAGAGAACAGUGUGGAAACAGACAGCUUGGGUACCUGCAAACUCAGGACACCCAGGACUACUACACUCAUAUCAACGAUGAUUCGACCUGUGGCUCCGCUGGCGGCAGAGCCUCAGCCUACCAACAUUUACAGUUCGGUCGAGGUCGACCUGGCAAGCCUCACUUUCCUUGGAUGGCAGGACUAGCACAAAAGUUCGACCCAGGCCCUCAACACUUGCUCAACAAUGCCAAUCGGGGCAGAUUCCGUGGCUUAGGCAGCAUGCCUACCGACGAUCAAGAGAAGGACCAGGAGGCAGAGAGGAAAGCCAGGCUUCUUGCAUCAAGGUUUCUACGGUGUGAUGGCUACAUUAAGUAUCGCAAUCGACAACCCAAGGAGAAGAAGGGGAGCAAGGAAGACGCGAAAUGGCCCGAUCAUAUCGAAGACGCUUUCAUAGUUGGUUCGUAUACUGUAUGA
Molecule: messenger RNA, 534 nt
Organism: Aureobasidium vineae
Lineage: Eukaryota; Fungi; Ascomycota; Dothideomycetes; Dothideales; Saccotheciaceae
Source: the annotation of a GenBank genome assembly